AUGCCCAACAGCAGCUCCAUCAGCGAGUUCCUCCUCCUGGCGUUGGCAGACACGCGGCAGCUGCAGCUCCUGCACUUCUGGCUCUUGCUGGGCAUCUACCUGGCUGCCCUCCUGGGCAACGGCCUCAUCAGCACAGCCGUAGCCUGCCACCACCGCCUGCACACCCCCAUGUACUUCUUCCUCCUCAACCUCGCCCUCCUCGACCUGGGCUGCAUCUCCACCACUCUCCCCAAAGCCAUGGCCAAUGCCCUCUGGGACACCAGGCACAUCUCCUAUGCUGGAUGUGUUGCGCAAACAUUUCUGUUUGUCUUUUUCAUUUCAGCAGAGUACUCUCUUCUCACCAUCAUGUCCUAUGACCGCUAUGUUGCCAUCUGCAAGCCCCUGCACUAUGGGACCUUGAUGGACAGCAGAGCUUGUGCCACCAUGGCAGCAGCUGCCUGGGGCACUGGGCUUCUCCAUGCUCUGCUGCACACUGCCAGUACAUUUUCAAUACCACUUUGCCAACACAAUGCCAUUGACCAGUUCUUCUGUGAAGUAGCCCAUAUCCUCAAGCUCUCCUGCUCAGAAUCAGACUACCUCAGGGAAACUGUGAAUGUCUAUUUUAGUCUUUGUUUAAUCUUUGGUUGUUUUGUAUUCAUUGUUGUGUCCUAUGUGCAGAUCUUCAGGGUUGUGCUGAAGAUGCCCUCUGAGCAGGAACGGCACAAAGCCUUCUCCACGUGCCUCCCUCACCUGGCUGUGGUCUCCCUGUUAGUCAGCACUCUCUUGUUUGCCUACCUGAAGCCACAGUCCCUUUCUUCCCCAUCUCUGGACCUGGUGGUGUCAUUUCUGUACUCAGUGAUACCUCCCACAGUGAAUCCUUUCAUCUAUGCUGUGAGGAACCAGAAGCUCAGGGAUGCCCUGAGAAAACUUUGGGAAAUUCCCAGCUGUAGCAGAAAAUAUUAGGACAACAUUUUGUUUCAUGUUGUGUUUGUUAUUUCCUAAAGCUUGCAUUUCCUUUUAAAUACAGUUAUCUUAAUUAUGUUAUUAUA
Lagopus muta (rock ptarmigan) is the source of this 1028-nucleotide messenger RNA. Its product is annotated as olfactory receptor 14C36-like. Lineage: Eukaryota; Metazoa; Chordata; Aves; Galliformes; Phasianidae. The record is from RefSeq and is a predicted model, not a curated record. Gene Ontology annotation, biological process: G protein-coupled receptor signaling pathway. Bases 1 to 942 code for a protein of 313 amino acids. Gene Ontology annotation, cellular component: membrane. The transcript has a single exon. Gene Ontology annotation, molecular function: G protein-coupled receptor activity; olfactory receptor activity.